Molecule: messenger RNA, 1014 nt
Organism: Helianthus annuus (common sunflower)
Lineage: Eukaryota; Viridiplantae; Streptophyta; Magnoliopsida; Asterales; Asteraceae
Product: actin-binding protein-like
Exons: 2
Coding region: 1-1014 (337 amino acids)
Source: RefSeq, a predicted model, not a curated record
AUGGCUAAAGAGUCAGAUGUUUCCAAAACUGAAGUAGAGGGGAAUGAGGAAAUUUUAGAUGAGUCCACAACUGCUCCUCAAACCUCUAUUGCUGAGCCCACUGCUGUUGGUGAUCACAGCACUACAACCACUGCUAUGAAACCCCCACCAACAAAACCCAAAAAGACCAAAACAAAAUCCAAAAAGCCCACCGAAACCACAAAAACGGGUCCUCUUGAAGAUGAGAUCCCAGAGGAUUUGAUAGAGAGGAUAUCCAACUUGGAAACAAUUGUUGCUGAUAUGAAAGAUCAAUUGAAGCAGUUGGUGGAUGCUUUCAAAAGUCGACCUUCUCAUCAGCAGUUAUGCCAAGAGCUUUGGAAUUCAAUACAACCCAUUCUUACAGCUCAAAGGGAACUGGCUGAGAUUCAACUUAAUUCCCACAUGAAGCUAAUUAGAGUUAUGGUUGAAGCAAGAUACAAAGACACACAUGCUGACAUCAAGGGCAUAAAAGAAUGCAUUGCAAAGUUAACUGGUACUACCCCUGCACCUGUGUUUGAAAAAGACAAUGAAGAUGAUGCUGAAAAAAGGGAAAAGGAUUCCAUGAAAAACUUUGGCAAACCAACACCAAGGAAUCAGCCAAAACUAAAUCUAAAGCCUGCCAAGCAAACUUCUUCAAAAUCUUCUGGAAAAUCUGAUACUAGUAAGAAAAAGGGAAUUAAUGAUACCCUUAAUAAACAAACAGAUAAGGAGAUUGAACGAAAGAAGAAGAGGAAGGAUACAAAAGAGGAAGACGAAGUGCUCAACAUUGGAACCUCAAAUAGAAGAAAAUCACACAAACAUAACAAAUCUCCUAUUGUCAUAUUUCCUAAACCAAUAUCACCACCAGAAAAACCAACCACUGCUGCGAAACUUAAAACAACUGCUGAACCUAAGAAGCCAGAUUUUGAUACACCUAAACCAAAACUCUCACCAGAAAAAACCACCUGUCAAAAAGCAGAAUACAAAAUCCUCAUCACCACUACCAACCUCCACUGA